This is a messenger RNA of Zingiber officinale, 1568 nucleotides long. Its product is annotated as EID1-like F-box protein 2. The coding region runs from base 433 to 1185 and encodes 250 amino acids. NCBI's taxonomy places the organism in Eukaryota, Viridiplantae, Streptophyta, Magnoliopsida, Zingiberales, Zingiberaceae. The transcript is spliced from 3 exons. Gene Ontology annotation, molecular function: protein binding. The record is from RefSeq and is a predicted model, not a curated record.
GAAUCGAGAGAUUCAGUUUCCCUGCUGCCUGCUUGUCUUCUCCGUCUCACUCUCUCCGUCUCAGACAAAUCGGGUGGUAAAGAUCGAGCUUUUGGACGGAAAUGCCCUCGGAAAAGGACUGCGUGGUGAAGAAGUGUCCGGCAAAGUAGGACGGCAUCAUCGUGAUUUCGUGCUCCGUGAGUGGCUUUUUCUUCGCCCGUUGUUCCUUUCGUCGCCAAGCAAGCAAGCAACGAUGAGAUAGAUCUGUCUCUCGACCUGGUGCUGUGCUCCGGCCAGGGUUCAAAGGCGACGGCUGUCCUCUUCCGAGCUUCUGUAUGCAGAGCAGGGAGGAUUAGGAGGGGCUUCUACGUUAGGAAAAUUAAGUGGUUAUUCUAUUACUGAGAUAAAGUCAGGCAGUUGUUUGCUAGUGAGGAACAGGAGUGUAGUUUGUACAUGCUUGUUGAUAAAAUGUUGGUACCGAAACAAUAUCGUUGCACACACUCAGCUACAUGCUUAUGCACAAAGGGUCACUUGAGUGAGGAUGCAAUCUACCUUGUCUUCCAGCAUCUGAACUGGAACCCAAGAUUGAUUGCAGUUAUGUCUUGUGUUUGCAAAUGGUUUGAUGAAAUUGCCAAGUGCAUCUUCUGGAAAGAGUUUUGCCGAACAAGGGCCCCAAAAAUGAUGCUGGAUUUGCAGUCCUGUGGAAGUCACAGUGUUGAUGGAAACUGGAAAGCACUUGGAAAGCUUCUCAUUCAUUGUUCAGGUAGCAGCAUCUGUAGUAUUGCCCAUGUCCCAGGUCACUUUGUUUACAGGACUAGGUUUUCUAGGACUUCAGGAAAAAGCUUUCUUCUUCCACAGUGCAAGACAGACGUCUUGUAUGUGUCAGACCCUUGUGAACAUCUUGAUCAAGGAGAUGAUGGUGAUGUAGGAAGCUUUCGUGGCAUGUUCAAAUCAUUUUCCGUGUCGAAGGUAAGGAAGAUGCUUAUUGAUAGGCAGGUCCAAUUCCAUCCGACACAGGUGUGCCCAUAUUGCAAGGCAAAAUUGUGGAAUAUGCUGCAGGCCAAUAUGAUACCUAGGAGUGCUUGCAACAGGUUGGGUGCUUAUGAUGACAGCAUUGAGUGUUUUGUAUGUCUCAAUGGGCACAUGUUAGGUGCAUGCACUCUGCUACCACUAUCUGACUCUGAGGGAGCAUCAGAUUUUGACUAAUGCUCAAACAUGCUCAAAAUUUGUGUGAGACUUUUCAGUCGGCGGGACUGACAAAGAAAAUCGAGCAGAUGAUGAUACGCUAUCAGCAGCAAUCUGGUGGGUUGCAUGCCUCAAAUGCGUCCUAUGAGCCCAGAGAUCAGAACUUGCUUGAAGAACAAGAGAAAAAUUGCAGCAUGAGGAAGUGAGAAUGAGUAUUGAUCUGGAGAAUCUUGUUUGAAUGCUGCAUCAAAAUUCAAGACUAAAACUGUUUGGGAGACCAAAAGUUUGGAGUUCUUUUUAUUGUUUGGAAAACCAAAAUUUUUUAUUAUCGCUUAAAUACUAUGCUUCCUUGGAACGGUGAUGGUCUUACAAGAUUUAUAACAGCUUCUAUGAAGUAGAUAAAA